Messenger RNA from Tribolium madens (black flour beetle), 6132 nucleotides. RefSeq names its product anaphase-promoting complex subunit 1 (gene shtd). The transcript has 19 exons. The record is from RefSeq and is a predicted model, not a curated record. The coding region runs from base 126 to 6071 and encodes 1981 amino acids. NCBI's taxonomy places the organism in Eukaryota, Metazoa, Arthropoda, Insecta, Coleoptera, Tenebrionidae. Gene Ontology annotation, cellular component: anaphase-promoting complex. Gene Ontology annotation, molecular function: molecular adaptor activity. Gene Ontology annotation, biological process: protein K11-linked ubiquitination; metaphase/anaphase transition of mitotic cell cycle; anaphase-promoting complex-dependent catabolic process.
GGAGGUUAGGAACCGUCUCGAUUUAAAAAAAAACGUUCUCAAACAAAAAAUAUUUGUGAUUUAUGUUCGUUACCAUUCUGAUUUAUUGUUGAAAUUUAGCAAAUCUGGAUGAAAAAGUAGAAACAAUGAUUGCUGCCUCAGAGCCACAGGAGUUUGUUCCAAGUGGACGGCAGCAAACAUUGAAACAUCCAGGGCCCAAUGGAGUGCCUCCACAAAAAAGUUUCGGUCAUACUGACGACCUACUUCUUGAUAAAUUUGAAAAAGUUUCAAUUAAAGAGAAAAAAGAUAAUGAAUGGUGGAUUUUGAGGAAAACCCCUUUACAUGAGUCUGUACCAAGUUGGUGCUACGAGACAAAAGACAUUUCUUGUAGUAAAAAUAAUGUGAAUCAAGAUUUACACAAGUCAUCUUGCAGAAUUGAAGCUUUUGAGAAAUCUUACAGUUAUCAAGGUUGUGAUAAUUCACUCAGGACUAGCAAAAGAUUAUCUGUGAAUUUCUCAAAAUUUCCAGCUAAACAUGAAAUUUCCAAGAAGAAUGAAACGAACGAGUCGAAUUGUGAGGGAUCUUUUGGAAGAAAUCACGUCAGCUUUAUGGAAGAUGAACUUUAUGUCAAGGGACACACAGCAGUGUGGUCUAGAGGUUUAAACAAUUGUGACAAUUUAGUUAAUAGUAGAAAAACAAUUUGUGCUUACACUUCCCCUUUACCUAUAAAACACGCUGCUUGGUGUACUUUCCACUGUGAACAUCCCAGAUAUGAAACUGAUGCAUUUCCAUUUUAUAAUAAGCACGAGGAAUCUAAAGGAGAGCCUGUUCCUGCUCUUUGUAUCAUAAAUUCACAUAAUAUUCAUGUUUUCACUCAAAAAGGUGAAGAUUUUGUCACUGCUAUACCUUUCCAAAUUAGUAAAAUGUGGAAUAUGAAGUAUGGUAUACUUCUGGAUCGGGAAAAUGAAGGUCACAAUUUAACCUUCUUUGAAAACAAAGCAACUCUCUAUUCCUUAGCGUUUCCAUUUGAUGAGGUUUGUCCUGUUGCAAUUAAUGUUGGUACAUACAUACAAGUCCUAAAUAAUAAUAAUUUUCAAUUGGUCUAUACUAAUGAGAAUCCAAGCAUUUGUAUGAUUUACGAUACACAAACCAGGCAACACAGUGUCUACGUUGUUAGAAAAGUAACAAGAAAUGAGAAAAUGGAGUUUGCAAAUAGGAUGAAUAGCACAUGCCCUUCAGCGACCAGUCUAUCAAAUAAGUUGAAAAGUCGUCUUUCAAUGUGGGAUUGUGGCAAAAACUCAAACUAUUUAAGUGUCCCUAGCCCCAUAAACAGUAGACCGGGAAGCGUAGCAAGUUUUUAUAACCAAAUGCAUCACUCUAAAUCUCACAGUUCAAUGGCUACAAUCAGUCGUUGCCAGUCACCUGCCACUUCUUCUAUUGGAAGUCCUUGGUUGCAAAGAGCUUCACGCCUGAACACUUCUAUUCCAAGCGCGGCUAAUUAUUAUGUAUCAAACAAUUUUUCAUUUUUUGACUCUUCAAAACCAAUGUCGUACCUUCACACCACUCCAAUUAUUUGUCUAGACCACCUCUGGACUGACCCUAAUUUGACUCAAGAUGAUAAUAUAUCGAGUUCUGCAUCCAAAGUAUUUUUGUGUGACGAUUUAACACACCAGUGGUAUCUUUGCUACAUUCUACCAGUCAAAUGUCAGUUGUGUUUGGUCCAAAUCGAUUUUUCAGAUCCAAACAAUAUUCGAUUUGGCAUGAUGAAUAGCAUAAGUGCCAAAGAUGCAGUACCGAUUCCUGUGUGCCAUAUGUUGGCAGUUUUGGAACAGAACGGUAACGUAAGUUUAUACUCUGGUCUUACUUUGGUGGGGAAAUUGCACAUAGGGGGUACUCUAGUCCAACACACCCCAUCUCCCUACGUUCGUAGAAACUUAGCUCAGUUUAAUUCACCUUUCCCUAGACGGAGUAGUCUUUUGCCCCAUUGUUUACAAUUAGAUCCGAAAUUUGAUGAGCAUUUAUUAUCGCCGGUGCUGCCAGAAACAACGAAUGUGUCUAAUAUUUUACAGCUGAAUUUUCAACACGAAAGCAAUUUGCCUAAAGCUGUGUUGAACGGUUUACGUGACCCUAUAGAAAACCGAAUUACUCUAAGAUACUCUGAUGGUACUUACUAUAGAAUCACUUUACCCCCAUUAACAGCACAUCCACUAAUUGAAAACUGUGUGAUGGCGUUAAAACAGUGUCUAAGUCGUGAUACCAUUUCUGUGGUUUUAACCAGAUGGUAUGCCACGAGGAACGCCCCGGGAACCCAAGAUAUGAAUCUUGAACAAGAAUGGAAUGCAUUUAAAUCGCUACUUUUAGAACUUCUGGGUUAUGAACAAGACGUUGGUAACACUGAAGAUUGUCCCGUAACCCCUUGUAGCAACCCCAAACGACAGAAACACUCAAGUGCCGGUACUGAUGAAGAUUGGUUGUAUUUAAUAAAUUCAGACUAUGCAACGAAGUUAGACAAGUGUCUUAAACACACAUUACUUUUAAAAUGCAGCUCAAAUCACUCUCAAACCAACACAAAUACGCUUCAAAUUAAUGUUAAUUCGAUUCUUUUUCCGUUUAUUGGAUUAAUUCUCUAUUGUUUUCAUCUGCUGUAUGAGGAUUUGAAAUUGAAUAUGUUGAGAUCGGACGAUUUGAAACUGUUAGCAAUUUUUUUACAUAAGAUAGCCAGUGAUUUAGGGUUGGUUGAGUAUAUGGUGCACUAUUGGAAAGAUUUUCCAGACAGUUUUUCAAUAAAAUCAACAGGAUAUAUCGGACCAAAUGAGUUAAAACAAGUGAAUGAGUAUCCGUUCAUUCGGGACACACCGAUCAAUAUUAUGCAAUUUAUUUGCGAUUUGAUACAAAAAGGUGAUGGAGUGGGACCUUAUCCGUUUGUAAAUCAUAUCAAUAACAAGUCAAGGGAUAUCAUUCAGAUUUGUGGUAUCAUCUGUAAAGAACUUGGCUACAAGACCAUCAAUUUGGUUAACUUUAUCGAGCCCAAUCUCACAUCGAACGGAAACACAAUUCUUCAAGGGGAAAUAAUAUCUUCUGAGCUGUCACCACCAGAACAAACACUGCUUUUAAUGACAUCGAAAAAAAUCACGAUUAGAGAUUUAGACACUCUACCUCCAGCGAUCUACCUCCUUAUCUACAGCACAUUGUGGAAAUGUCGGGAUAAUCCUCCUUCAGACUUAUCUUCAGAUGCUUAUUAUUUAUUAUGGCGCGAUGAUCUCGCUGUUCAAGCACAAAAGUUCCAAAAAGAAAAAUCCGAAACAGCUUUAGAGAAAAUAGGGAUGUAUACAACCCAAGAAUUACCAGGUGUUGUCCCUACAUCAAAACAAGUCGAAAAUGAACAACAAGAUGGCAUGGACGAUAUUGAAAAUCCCUUAACCAAACUCCGCUUUCCUGAUGAUAUGCGAGUUGCCGAAGCUCGGAAAAUGCUACAAAGUUCUAAACCAGUUCCGAUUGUUCUCGUCCAACGACCCGACGUCUCCGAUCAUGAUUUCAUCGAAGAACAAGAAAAACAUUUAUACGCUGUAUGUACCAGAACCAUGGCCUUAUCAACAGGUCGUGGAAUGUUCACAUUGCGAACUUCAGCACCGGUUGUAACCGAACCGCUACAAACGCCUCCACUAUGCUUAGCCGGGAAAGCGCCUCCUCGUGGUACUACAGUUGAGCUAAAUCAUAUUGAUACACCUUCAAAUAUGAAUUUAUGGCCGUUGUUUCACAACGGUGUGGCCAACGGUUUACGGAUAAAUCCCGAUGCGCACAAUAUUGACAAUACUUGGAUUAUUUUUAAUAAACCGAAAGGUUCGAUGGAACAGCAGAUGGAACAUGCUGGGUUUUUAAUGGCGUUGGGUUUGAAUGGUCAUUUAAAAAAUUUAGAUGUCUUAAAUACGUUUGAUUAUUUAUCCAAGUUGCAUGAAAUGACGAGUAUUGGGAUUUUGUUGGGGUUUUCAGCGGCUUUUAGAGGGACCUCGAAUUUGAGUAUGACGAAAACUUUGAGUAUACAUGUGGAAGCAAUGUUACCGCCGACGUCGAUGGAGCUUGAUGUACACCAAAAUGUGCAAGUUGCUGCUUUGCUAGGAAUUGGUUUAGUCUACCAAGGCACAUCCCAUCGCCACAUCAUCGAAGUCCUCCUAUCCGAAAUCGGACGUCCACCAGGCCCCGAAAUGGAAAACAGCGUCGAUCGAGAAUCAUAUUCUCUUGCAGCCGGAUUAUCUCUAGGUUUAGUAACGUUAAAACAAGGCAGUUGUUCAUUAGGCUUGUCAGACUUGAAUAUAUCAGACAGGUUGCAUUAUUAUAUGGUCGGUGGUAACCGAAGACCCUUAACCGGCGCACAAAAAGACAAAUAUAAAGUCCCCUCGUUUCAAAUCCGUGAAGGUUCUUCAGUUAAUUUAGAUGUAACCGCACCGGGAGCUACAAUAGCUUUAGGUCUUAUGUAUUUGGGAACCGGGAAUAAAGCAGUAGCUGAUUGGAUGGCGCCACCGGAGACACAAUAUCUCCUGGAUUUUGUGCGACCUGAUUUCUUGAUGUUUCGAAUAUUAGCCCGAGCUUUGAUCCUUUGGGAUGAUAUUAUACCUAGCAAAGAGUGGGUCGAGGGUCAAGUACCGAGCACCAUCAGACCAUACUGCAUGCUAAAACCAUCACCAAAUUUGGAUAUUGAUUUUGAAGCAAUGAACCAAGCUUAUUGUAACAUUGUGACAGGGGCUUGUUUCGCUCUAGGACUUAAAUAUGCCGGCUCUGCGGACGAAAAUGCCUUCCAGACCUUACUUCACUUCUGUCGCAUGUUUACCAACUUAACGAUCAAAUCCAUAGCUGAAUUAGCCGGCAAACCAACUGUUGAAACGUGUCUUAAUGUUCUGCUUUUGUCGAGCGCAAUGGUGAUGGCUGGGACCGGUAAUCUCGAAAUAAUGCGUUUUGUACGACUUUUGCGUCGCCGUGUAGGUGUCGCUAGCAGUUCUGUAGUAACUUAUGGUUCACACUUGGCAAUGCAUAUGGCUUUGGGAUUAUUAUUUUUGGGAGGUGGUAGAUACACUCUCUCGAAUUCUCCGGAGAAUAUAGCGGCCUUAAUAUGUGCUUUUUAUCCGAAAUUUCCAACUCAUAGUAAUGAUAAUAGGUACCACCUUCAAGCCUUCCGACAUUUAUACGUAUUGGCAGUCGAGCCGCGUUUAAUAAUACCAAAAGAUGUUCAUUCUGGUAAAUGUUGUUACGCGUCUUUGAGUGUCGUUAAACUCGAUGGGACAAAAUCCUUCGUAAAAGCACCCGGAAUUAUUCCCGAUCUUAGUAUGUUGAAAGAAGUGUCAAUCGAGGAUGAACGGUAUUGGCCUGUGGUUUUCAAGAGAAGCAAAAAUUGGAAUUCUCUUAUGACAAUACUAUCCACAAAUGGGUUUGUUGAAGUGAAACAAAAGGCGGGUUGUUUGAGCUAUAUUGCCGAUAAAUUGGGUUAUCACAGCCAAUUAGCAAAAACUUUAACUCAGUCUGAAACCGUACCCUGGAACCCUUCACCGUCAUCAAUUGUUUCAUUCACACAUGAUCAAGCUAUUAAAUAUUUCUGUGAUCACUUUCUUUCAACUGAUAAAUUAAAUGCAGAAGAAUUGAAAUUAACACGAAUGUUAACGAAAGUAACGUACGAUGCUGUAGUGAAAGACAAACUUGUUAUUGUACCUGUUAUCAGUUUUCUUUUAAAGGUUAUUCGUGAUAUGAGAUUGCUACCAAACGCUUUAAAUUUUUGGCAAAUUAAAUUACUUUUUGCACAAAUAUUAUCAACUCAAUUGGCUUGUAAUUUGAUUCAACCGGAAGUAAUAUUAGCCAUAAAACAACAAAUAAUACAGAUUUUAGAAGAUUGGGAACCUGGUUUAGCACCUGCCUUGGUGGCUUAUACAGAGGGUGAUGAAUUCACUUUUGAUAAAGACACUCUAAAUAGGCUAGCCUUGUAUGUGAUAUUUUAUGAUAUACCAUUUAGGGAAUCUACAGAAGGUGAUCCUUUAGAAGUUAUACUCAAAUUUCAAAACAAAUAUUCCGUUAGUACCUUAGAGAAAAUUAUAAAGCUUAGGAUGUAAAAAAGCUGUAUUUUUAUAAAAAUGAAUAUAAUAUCUGAAGUAUUAAAGAUUGAAAUCGAUA